Messenger RNA from Nezara viridula (southern green stink bug), 2191 nucleotides. The record is from the annotation of a GenBank genome assembly. NCBI's taxonomy places the organism in Eukaryota, Metazoa, Arthropoda, Insecta, Hemiptera, Pentatomidae.
CAUUUCUGUUGUUUACAUCUUUAACUGAAUGUAAUUUUGACAACUGUUUCUUGUCAUGUUAAGUUGUCGAUCUAUAAAUUUCCAUGAAAUAUGAAAUGGUUGGAUAAACCUGGUAGUAUUGAUAUUUACAACUUGAAAACAUGUUUUUAUCAAUACUGAUUUUAAUGAUUAGUGAUUAUGAUCAUUGUCAAUAAAUAGUUUGAUAACAAACCUGUAUUUCAAUCAAUGUCAGUGCAUUGUCCGCCAAUUAUUUGAUUUUUGCGUUUAUGUAUAAUCUCAACUUACAAUAGAAAUUUAUUUCUCUUACAGUAACAAAAAUGGAAUUUUAUACAAAUAUUGAAGAUGGAAAAUUUCAGGAUUUUGAUGCAUUUUCAAGACACUAUAUACUAAUAUAUUUUGUCAUAAAAUGUUUGAAAAUCAUUAUACCAGCACUUAUUGUACUAGUUAUCUUCAGACAAACCAUUACUUGGCAGUUACAGCAAUUUUGGGGUGCUUCGGGUGAUUUUUGGCAAUCAAGGUGGGACAUAAUUUUAGACACAUUAGGAGAAGAUCCUUCCUUAUACUGGGUAUAUGGAACUCUCCUGGAGACAUUUCUUGUAUAUUGGUUAUUUGGAGCAAUCUAUACUAUACUAGAUUUAAUGGACAAACCUGCUGCACUGAAAAGGUACAAGAUUCAACCAGGCACGAAUGAACCUGUUGAUAAGGACAGAUUAAUAAAGGUUAUAUGCUAUGUUUUAUUCAACCAAGUCAUUAUUGGUUUUCCGUUUGCAACUUUUUGCUAUACGAUUAUGAAAUGGCGUGGACCUCCACCACUUCGCACUCUUCCAACAUUUCAUUGGGUGCUAGUAGAGAUGGCUAUAUUUUUAAUUGUUGAAGAGAUAACUUUCUAUUAUUCCCACAGACUCCUGCAUAGCCGAUACCUGUAUAAGCACAUUCAUAAAAUACAUCAUGAGUGGACCGCUCCUGUAGCUGUGACUGCCAUAUAUUGUCACCCUUUGGAGCAUGUAGUGUCCAACUUAGUGCCACCAUUCCUUGGGGUCCUCAUCGCUGGUAGCCAUGUUGCAACUGCUUAUCUCUGGUUCUCUCUUGCUAUAUUAAACACCCUGAAUGCACAUUCUGGUUAUCAUUGGCCAUUCUUUCCGAGUCCAGAAGCACAUGAUUUUCAUCAUUUAAAGUUUAAUCAGUGUUUUGGAGUCCUUGGUGUACUUGAUCGUAUCCAUGGUACAGAUUGUCUCUUCCGGUCGACAAGGAACUACGAUAGGCAUACAACUUUGCUCACAUUUACACCGGCAAGGCAGUUGUAUCCAGACAAAAAUGACUAAGUGGCAUGUUUUUUUGGAAUUAUUUUUUUUAAUAAAAAAUUUUAAGUACAUUAAUCAGAACUAAACCAAUGGUCACAUUUUUCUUCUGCACUAUGGAAAUAUUGGAUAGUUUAUGUGAAGAAUGUUAAAAAGUUUGAGUGGAACCCAAUAACAUUGUUUGCGGUUCCCAUUAAGAGAACAGCUAACCUUGAAAAGGUCAAGCUCAUUUAUACAUGUAUUGUAAAACAUUUGAAAAUAAUUGUUUUAACAAAUGAAUCCAAAAUUGCCUCUAAUUCGAUAAAAAGUCAUGGUUGUUUAACAUAAAACAUGAAUUUUCCUAUUACUUGGUUACUCAAGUUAUAUGAAAAUUGAUUAAAAUGAAAGAUUUACUUGUGAAUGAUUAGCAGUUUUUUGUUUGUUUUUUUAUUUCAACUUAUAUUUUGAUCAAAAAAUAGGUAAUAUUAAGGGAAUGAUAAGCAGAAAGUGGAUUUUCAUGGAUAACACAAAUUGCCUCAUAUAAUAUUGGUACUUUCGUUUGCAUUUUAACUAUGAUAAUGUUAUACUCUUUUUAUUGAGUGUUUUCAUUGUAAAUAUACUUUGACUAACAAAUAUAAACUGUAAACCAUCUAACUUGGUAAUUGUUGUACUCUAGUUUAUAUUUAAUAUGUUGUAAUUGAAAUUCUAAGUGCCUUUUGUAUGACAAUUAAAUCUUGAUUUAGAGAUGAAACAUGAAUACUAUUCAAUGAUUGAUAUAUACAUAGGAUGAUUUUGUAAUUAGUGAAUUAUAUUCAUAUUUUUAUAUGUUUAUAAAAUUGUAAAUAAUAAAAUUUAAGAGAGAUUUUAUUUAAGAAGCUACAUAUCAAAAUGUAUUUUGUCCAUUUUCAUUUUCA